AUGUCGAGAGACGGUGAGCUGGGUGGCGAGCACCCAGAGAUGCAGGAUGGAAGCCUCGAUGGCUUCUCAGACCACGAGCCACAGAUGACCGGCGACCCUGCAGUGGAAGUUGGUCUGAGUCCGGAUCCGGGCAUUGGGAAGACCGCUAUCAUGGCGAUAGUGGGUGGCAUCGGGGCGGUCCUCGGCAAGUUGGGGAUGAUCUACGAUGUGGAAAACGGGCGGGCGAGCUUUACAAACAUUUGUGCCCGGGACUAUGCCAUGCUCGAGCCAUGCACCCCCACGGCAUUGUCGAAGAUGACCAAAGCGCAGUUGAUCAGCGAGGCGAUGAGAGUCGGAACCAUUGUCCACCGCAACUGGGCCACGGAGGAGAUCAAGGCAGUGUUGGUGGAAUACCGUGCAGCCCGCAAAGAAGUUUCGCUCCCCGAGCUGAAGAUGAAGGCGGACGAGCUCAAAGUGGGACACGGGCCGAAUGUGACGAAAGGAAAUCUUCUGAGGAUGAUCCGGGAGAGCGUCAACACACCGGACCAGGAGCUGAUGAAGGUGGGACAGUAUCGAGGAUACGAGUUCCGGGAAGUGCCGGAGUCUUAUGCGAGGUGGGCGAGCGAAGAACUGAAGAACGCGAAGUCCAUGGACCCCGACCUGGUGAUGUUCGUCCGCUGGUGGGAGGCGAAGCAAGCUCCGAGUCACAUCGCCCAAGAUGGAUCUCGCAAGAGAUCCAAUCCUGGGGAGAGUCCGCCCGAGCAGAAGGAGAUGGACUCGCAGAUCGACGAGGAGACCCUGGCAGAGAUCAGAGCUUUGGAGACCAAAUUAGCAGUCCCCAAGGACAAGGCCAAGGGAAGCAUCACCGAGCAGGAGUUCGUCCUCGCCUAUGGGAACCAACACUCCACCUACCUCGUUCACGACAGCGUGGAGGGGGAGACCAUCGAUGGCUUUCUUGGCGAGAGACUUGGCAUCACCAAACUUCAUCGGGGCGAAGUUCUCGCUACUGGAGCUGAUGGCAACGUAGAAGACGACCUGCCUGGUCCCAAGAAAACCAAAGGCUCAAGCGGUGUCUAUCAGACCUUGGGCCUCUUCACCCGUGGGGGCGUGCAGGGCAUCACCACAGCGACCCAGACCUCUUCCCACCUCACGAGGUACUUGAACUGCUUUGUCGACAUCAUCUUCCAGAAGUACGUGGACAUCUUUCACUGUAGCUUCAACCACUCGCUGAGCUUGGGGCAGAUUUCUGGAGGUGGAUUGUGGAUUGAGAAGAAAGGAGUCACCGAGGCGGAGACCGAAGAGGGCAGAGAAUGGCUACCCGGACAGGUGCACGAGAACUACAAGAAGUUUCUCACUUUUGACCCCCACCUCAAGCAUGCUACCCAGGCCUGGGAAGGGAACCGGUGGGGUUUGAUAUUCCACACUACUCGCAGCAUCCUUCGUGUUGGCGACGAGCUACGAAAAGGAUUGCGAAAAGUAGGAUUCCCCUUGCCCAACAAGAAGUUCCUCCUUGGUUCCACUGGACAGAAUGUCUCGAACACACAAAAGGGGAGACCGAGCAAAGCGCAGCGCAAUGCUCUCAUGCGAAGUGCCGCCCAGUUGUCCGUCCUCUUCACGAUGCUCCUCUGCGCUGCAACGUCCUACCUGUGCGAAGGGCAUGCUUGCGACCCAGUUCCGGAUCCUAUCGUCUUGUUCGAGAUCGGAGGGUUCGAUGCUUCGUUGGAAGCAACGGAGCUCAACAAUUCGAUUGUCGAGCCCAUGUCAUGGCAGGACUUCGUCAACCCAGAGAAGGCCGAAACGGCAUAUCACGUCGUGAAGGGGGCCACACCUCGAGAGCUCAGAUUGCACCUGGAGGAGUUGCCCGGCCGCGCCAGCCUGGCUGCGCGCACUCUUGUUGAGGCCCACCCCGAAGGCUUUGCCAAACACUUCAGCGACUUUGUUCAGUACCAGAGCAAGGAAGGGGUCGGAGGGCCUCAUUUGGUGUUGCACAGGCCCCAGGAAGGUCACAGCACUCUUCCCGGAGGAGAUCGUCCCCACAGCGUAUGUGUAAGCGAUCCUGUGCCUCCGUCCGGACAACCGGCGAUCCCCAAUGUCGACCACAAGAGUAGUGGGAUCACCUUCGAUCCCUCCCACAAGGGGCCCUUCGCAGGCUCCAUCAGAACCUCCGUCAUCCUCGUAAAGAAGAUCUUCUGCGACAUCUACGCUUGGCUGGGACCCACGGUCGCACGCCCGAGCACCCUUCCACAUCUCUACAACUUCAACGAUUGUGUCGGGGGAGAUAUUCUGUAUGUCCACGAUGUCAACGACAAGAAGCACACCUUCCUCAACAUCGUUGACUGGGGCACCACCUACCAGGUCGUUGUGAAGCUUCCCGGGACCAAGGCCGAGCAUCUUGAGAAGCUUUCAACGACUCCUGGCUCGUACCUUUCGGGCCACCCAAGUCCGUCUCUCUCGACCUUGAAAGGGGGCUUGCAGAAAGGAAUCAGUCGCCUGUGCGAUUGGCACAACAUUGUGUCCAACAUGUUGCAGCCCAAGCACAUUGGCAAGCUGGCAUUACCGAGAGGCAUGGGGCAUGGUGGAAGAACAUAUGGGAGCGAGUGGUCCAUGAGCGAUCCGUCGAUGAGGGAGAGGUCGAAGUUGCGGCAACAUGCGUUUCUGCUGCUAAGAACGAGCUGA
Molecule: messenger RNA, 2655 nt
Organism: Symbiodinium natans
Lineage: Eukaryota; Dinophyceae; Suessiales; Symbiodiniaceae
Source: the annotation of a GenBank genome assembly